AUGACUUUACCGGUGAACGGGGUGGCCAUCAAAAUGGUGGUGGACACCGGCAGCCCUAUCACUGCUGUGGGGCGGGACACGGUCAUCCCGCGGCUGCGACUGAAACCUACUCAGCUGCAGCUGUCGUCAUUCACUGGUCACCGGAUCCCUCUCCGGGGUGAGGCAGACGUCUCUGUAAGGUUUCGCGGUCGGGACCAUCGACUGCGACUGGUCGUGGUGGACCUGCCUGGCGAUCGCCGUCUGCUAGGCCGCGACUGGCUGCGGGCUCUGGACAUCAGUGUGGGCGGCGGAGAGACGGCGGUGAUGGACGUCACUCCGGACCGAGGGACGGCGGAUCUGGAGGCGGUCUGUAACAGGCACAAGUCGGUGUUUGACGGCACACCGGGGCGCAUCAGUGGAGUAAAGGCGCACCUGACACUGAAACCGGAUGCACGGCCGGUGUCACGGCCGGUGCGCUCGCCUCCAUAUGCACUGAAACCGGCCGUCGAGCAGGAGCUCGACCGCUGGGUGCAGGCCGGGAUCGCGGAAAAAGUCGGUCCAAACGACGCGCCCGGCUGGGGAACACCACUGGUGACGGUGCCACGGGCUGAUGGCGGUGUGCGUCUGUGCGGUGAUUAUCGACUGACGGUAAACCCGCAGCUGCAAAUGGCGACGCAUCCUACGCCAUCCGCCGAGGACAUCUUUGCGAGCGUCCGAGGACGGCGGUUCUGCAAACUGGACCUGAAAGACGCCUUCCUGCAGCUGGAGCUCGCGGAGGAAUCGCGGGAUAUGACAACAGUCGUCACGCACCGAGGACGGUAUCGGAUGAAAUCCCUACCGUUCGGCAUAUCGGCGUGCAGUUCGGUGUUUCAGGCCGCAAUCGAUCACAUCCUGGAUGGCAUAGACGGGUGUGUGGCCUAUCAAGACGAUCUGCUGGUGACGGCGGCGAACAUGACGGACCUGUGCGAACGCUUGGAUGAAGUGCUAACUCGGCUGGAAGCUCAUGGAGUGAAGCUGAAACGGGAGAAGUGUCAACUUGGACUCGACGAGGUGCAGUACCUCGGCUGGCGCAUCUCAGCACAGGGGCUGCGUCCAGUACAGGAGAAAGUUGACGCAGUGAUCGACAUGCCGGACCCUAAGGAUGUGAAAAGUCUGCGCAGCAUCUUGGGGAGCAUCAACUACUACCAGCGCGUGCUUCCCAACCUCUCCACGGAACUAGCGCCGCUGUACGAUCUCUUACAGAAGGGCGCCACGUGGAAAUGGACUAAUGUGCACAAAAACGCACUGGUCAGAGUGCGAAAACUGCUGGCAGGGGACACAGUCCUAAAGCGGUACGAUGCAGAGGCGCCGCUCAAGCUCGUCACAGAUAGCAGUGAAGUCGGCGUGGGAGCCGUGCUUCUGCAGCCUGACGAGGAAGGACUGGAGCGUCCGGUGAUGUACGCCUCUCGGACACUCACAAAAACGGAAAGGAAGUAUCCGAUGGUAGAGAAGGAGACGCUGGCGGUGUCCUUCGCUGUCAAGCGCUUCGGUCAGUUUCUCUACGGCCGGAGAUGGACCCUGGUCACGGACAACAGGGCGCUGUCGCGCAUCUUAAGUCCGGAGCGCGAGCUGCCAACGCUGGCUGCGGCCAGGCUCCAGCGGUAUGCGCUGCAGCUCGCGGCUUUCACCUACGAUGUGGAGCUACGUCCAUCAGAAGACAUGCACCUGGCGGACAGUCUGUCUCGUAUGGCAGUGCCAGGCGGAGAGGUCGAGCCAGCGGACGCUGAGGACGACACCAGCGGCGGCUCGUAUCUGCUGUUCAUGGACGGAGUAGCUCCGGUUCUGACGGCCAAACAACUCGCGGCGGCGACACGCCGCGAUCGGGUACUGUCGCGCGUCCUGACGUACGUGCACAGUGGGUGGCCCGGACAGGUGGAGCAGGAGCUGGCCCCGUUCCGUCAGAGGCGGGAUGAGCUCUCCACGGACCUGGGAUGUCUGCUCUGGGGUGGCAGGACGGUGGUUCCCCACUGCCUUCGGCAACAGGUGCUGGCAGAGCUGCACCAAGGUCACCUGGGCAGCGCCAAAAUGAAAGGUGUGGCGCGCCGAUACGUAUGGUGGCCGGGCAUGGACGCCGAGCUGGAGGCCCUGGCGCGUGACUGCGUGGCUUGCAUGGAAAAGCGCGGGGCACCACCGCGUGCUGAACUUCACCCUUGGGAACCGACGGACAGCUGCUGGUUCAGGGUUCACAUCGACUUCGCUGGACCCUUCCAGGGCUCUUUCUUUUUGAUAGUGUAUGACAGCUACUCGCGCUGGGUGGAGGCAGUGCCGAUGCGUGAGACCAGCACGGAAAGCACGGUGCGUGUUCUGCGCGAAAUGUUCGCCAGGUUUGGAUUGCCGGUCCAGGUGGUCAGCGACAAUGGACCCCAGCUGACCGCCACUGCGUUCUCCCAGUUCCUGAACGCGAAUGGGAUUCGGCACAUCAGGACAGCGCCGUGGCAUCCAAGUAGCAACGGGGCGGCGGAGCGCGCAGUUCAAACCGUAAAGAAUGGCUUGAAAGCUGCACUCAAGGACGGAGGAACGCUUUCUCAGCGCCUCCAGCGGUUCUUGCUGGCAUACCGGGUGGCGCCACACGCGACCACGGGGAGGUCUCCAGCGGAAAUGAUGUUGGGACGGAACGUGCGAACCAACCUGGACCUCCUAAAGCCGGAUGUGCAUGUGCGGCAGCGCGAGGAAAAACUUCGCCAGUGGCAGGCCGGUAGGCCAGGUCACAACAGGCAGUUCUCGAUCGGAGACCACGUCUGGACACGGGCCUACGGUGGACCGUCCAAGUGGCGGCGGGGCGUCAUCACCGCCCGGACGGGCCCGCUGUCGUUCGAAGUGGACGUGGGGAGCGCGAUCUGGUCGCGGCACGCCGACCAGCUGCGUCUGGCGGGCACCCAACAGGCUGCUGCAGCGUCCGAUGGCGCGGAGGAAAUCAGCCGGCAGCCGACGGUGGCAGCACCGAACCCUCCGAGGAAGCGCAGGUAG
This is a messenger RNA of Amphibalanus amphitrite, 2985 nucleotides long. RefSeq lists its product as uncharacterized. Gene Ontology annotation, biological process: DNA integration. NCBI's taxonomy places the organism in Eukaryota, Metazoa, Arthropoda, Thecostraca, Balanomorpha, Balanidae. The transcript has 2 exons. Gene Ontology annotation, molecular function: nucleic acid binding. The record is from RefSeq and is a predicted model, not a curated record. The coding region runs from base 1 to 2985 and encodes 994 amino acids.